Messenger RNA from Larimichthys crocea (large yellow croaker), 696 nucleotides. It is a transcript of the gene cox14, whose product is annotated as cytochrome c oxidase assembly factor COX14. Bases 238 to 414 code for a protein of 58 amino acids. The transcript is spliced from 2 exons. Lineage: Eukaryota; Metazoa; Chordata; Actinopteri; Sciaenidae. The record is from RefSeq and is a predicted model, not a curated record.
CUCGCCGUCAGAGGAGAAAUGUCCCCUCUGAGCCUCCGUCCCGCAGGUUAGCGUCCUCCUUGCUGACUUCCCGUAGCUGCGCGCUGACAUUGAAGACAGACACGAGCACCUGCGUCCUCAUCACUGUAACAACAGGUAAGAGACAGACACGCGUGUUUCCUCCUGAGAGGACACAGGACAAAGCCGUGAGCUGAUUCAAAGCCAGCAGAAUAAGUGAAGCCGCACAGGAUCCUCAUCAUGGUGUCCGGGAAGCGCCUUGCUGACAUCGGCUAUCGGGCUUUUUCCGGCUCGAUGAUGCUGCUGACCGUCUACGCCAGCUACCUGACUGUGUUGCGAGGCUACCGCUACAUGCAGAGGCAAAAACAGCUGAAGCUGGCAGCAGAAAACCAGGAUACUGAAAUCCUCAAGGACUGACGUCAGAUGGACUGCACCUUUUCCACAGAUGUGGACAUUUCCCCCCCGUUCCUCCUUUUUGUUCGCCCAUCGUAAAAUCAUUAAGAUGUUUAUUCUUCUCAGGUCGUUUACGUGCCCUCGGAAGGAAGAGGUUUUGUUUGUGAAAACAUCUCCAAGCAAAUUAACGAAGAACAAAUUAUUUGCAUCCAUGGCCUGUUUAUCCAUGCCGAGAGUGACGAUGUUUGAAAAGUGAAGAUGGCUGUAAUUGUUUGUACUAAAUUAUAUUAAAUGCCUUUAAUCACA